UUUUAAAAAUCAGUUUGAUUGGCCACAGAAAACGUAUUUUGGCAUCCCUGGGAGACCGGCUACACGAGGAUCCUCCCCAGAAACCCCCUCGCUCCAUCACUCUCAGGGAACCCAGUGGUAAUCACAGCCCUCCUCAGUUGUCUCCAUCACUUAGCCAAAGUACUUACACCACUGGGGGCUCCCUAGACGUUCCACACAUUAUCAUGCAGGGUGAUGCGAGGAGAAGAAGAAAUGAAAACUACUUUGAUGAUAUUCCCCGAUCGAAACUGGAGAGACAGAUGGCCCAGCAGUCGUCUGUCUGUGAAAUAUGGACCAACCAGAAUGCAGGAUUUCCAUUCUCAGCGAUCCAUCAGGUUCAUAAUACAGGAGACUGGGGAGAGCCCUCCAUUACCUUGAGACCGCCUAAUGAAGCCACGGCAUCAACCCCUGUCCAGUACUGGCAGCACCACCCAGAGAAACUCAUCUUCCAGUCAUGUGAUUAUAAAGCUUUUUAUUUAGGUUCUAUGCUGAUUAAAGAACUUCGAGGGACAGAAUCGACACAAGAUGCAUGUGCCAAAAUGAGGGCUAACUGUCAGAAAUCUACAGAGCAGAUGAAAAAAGUCCCAACGAUUAUUCUUUCGGUCUCUUAUAAAGGAGUCAAAUUUAUCGAUGCAACAAAUAAGAACAUUAUUGCUGAGCACGAAAUCCGGAACAUCUCCUGUGCUGCUCAGGAUCCUGAGGAUCUCUCUACAUUUGCAUAUAUCACAAAAGACUUGAAAUCGAAUCACCAUUACUGCCACGUCUUCACAGCUUUUGAUGUGAAUUUAGCCUACGAAAUCAUACUCACACUAGGACAAGCGUUUGAAGUGGCCUACCAGCUCGCGCUCCAAGCAAGAAAAGGUGGGCAUUCCUCAACGCUCCCAGAAAGCUUCGAAAACAAACCCGCCAAGCCCAUUCCCAAGCCGCGAGUUAGUAUUCGCAAGUCAGUGCAGAUAGACCCUUCGGAACAAAAGACUCUCGCCAACCUACCCUGGAUUGUAGAACCGGGACAGGAAGCCAAAAGGGGAAUAAAUACCAAGUAUGAAACUACAAUUUUCUGAUACUAAACCGCCCUCUCGUCCUUGUUGUGCCUUGCACUCCAAGCAGUCACAGCCCAGCCUUCCUUUGUGGCGACCUUUCCACCCCGCCAAUGGGGAAGCCUGCGCUGCACGCAUGGCCUUGUCACUCACAAAAGGCCCUGCGCACCAGCUAUUUCUGGCAAUGUUCUUCCUGAACCAAUGACCGAAGAAUGCAUCCAAGACUUUCCCAUUGCAAUCCAUAAGAGGAGGGAGUUGAGAGCCCCCCCCCCAUUUCCCAUCCUACUAUGCCAGGCCUCCCCAAUCCCCCCACACAUGAGGCAUUUGUAGUGACUCUUGCCACCGUGCUCUCUUUUGGUUGGUUAUUUGGAGAUUGUACUUUUUAUUCUUCUUAUUAUCAUUUUAAAAAGGGUCUCUAAUACUGCCGAAGAAUAUAAUAGUGUGGGCUUCUUUUUCAUUGUUGGCAGUUUUAAAGUAACAUCAGAAAAGACCUUGCGCCACAUAGUAUUUGUACACUCACUGAACUGCUACCUAUCAUUUAUUGUAGGCAGACAAAAAAAAAUCCCAACAAUUGCCAAGAAAUUCCAUUUCCUAAUUUCUAUACUUGUGGGUUUUCUACGUCAUCAAUUGUGUCAUGAUAGCCUAUAAAGAUGGCCUUUAAUCCUAUUACAGAGCGGAAAAUUUAAGAAUGGUUUAAAAAAAAGAGGAAUU
This is a messenger RNA of Trichosurus vulpecula (common brushtail), 1766 nucleotides long. RefSeq names its product ankyrin repeat and sterile alpha motif domain-containing protein 1B-like. NCBI's taxonomy places the organism in Eukaryota, Metazoa, Chordata, Mammalia, Diprotodontia, Phalangeridae. Gene Ontology annotation, cellular component: cytosol. The record is from RefSeq and is a predicted model, not a curated record. The coding region runs from base 204 to 1079 and encodes 291 amino acids. The transcript is spliced from 10 exons.